UUCCCUACCUCAUCCAAUGCCGCCUCAACCUCGCACUCCCCUCCUCCACCUCUCCAUCCCCAUCCCCUCACUCUCCUCACCUCCCUUACUCUUCCCUCAACAACACCCUCCGCUUCCCCAUUACCUUUUACCUCCCCAUCAUCCUCACCACCCUUCCCCUCAUCCGCCGCACCUUCAACCCCCUCUCCCUCCCCUUACCCUCACCCCUCCCCCUCUGUCUCCCCCAUCAUCAACCUCCCCACAUCAUCAUCCUCCCCCUCCUCUUCCCACUCCACUCAAUUUCCCUCCCCU
Amblyraja radiata (thorny skate) is the source of this 291-nucleotide messenger RNA. RefSeq names its product vegetative cell wall protein gp1-like. The transcript is spliced from 4 exons. The record is from RefSeq and is a predicted model, not a curated record. The annotation marks the transcript as partial. Lineage: Eukaryota; Metazoa; Chordata; Chondrichthyes; Rajiformes; Rajidae.